This is a messenger RNA of Venturia canescens, 3420 nucleotides long. RefSeq lists its product as uncharacterized. Bases 227 to 2923 code for a protein of 898 amino acids. NCBI's taxonomy places the organism in Eukaryota, Metazoa, Arthropoda, Insecta, Hymenoptera, Ichneumonidae. The transcript is spliced from 4 exons. The record is from RefSeq and is a predicted model, not a curated record.
UUUAGUCGACAAGUCGACAUUUUACGUGAGCAGUAGAAAAUGAGGGGAUUCACAUAUAAAAAAUGAAUCAGUGAUACGUUAGUGCAGAGAACAUGUUAGUGCCUUGAUUUGGUGAAAACUGUUUUUUUUUCCGUCAGAUGAAUGCGGAAGGUUUGUGCUAUAAACCGUUUCAUUUUAUGACGCAAUUAUAGCCACACAAAUCUCAAGGUUGCUCAAGGCCCUGACGAUGGCACAGACAGCUGAUUCUCUCGUCGCCCUUGAGGCGAAAUUGUUUGAAACAUCGAGAGCGAUACAACAAAACUUCUAUGAAAUUUCAAGUGAUUGGAAUUGCUAUGAGCAAUAUGAACUCAAUUAUCUCAGAGACUACAUCGGCAUUGCUAUGUUUGGACCCCCCCGACCCAAAGUUACUGAUGAAAACAACAAAUCAACAUACCCCGAUGAAGAUAUAAACGAUGCAGGGUAUUUUAUUUAUGAAAAGGAACAGCAAGAGGCGAUACAAGAAAUAUACGACAAAAUAUUGAAGUAUGCUAAUCCAAAUGGCUUGACAGGAAGUGUAUUCUGCAAUGUAAUAUACAAUGUUAUAUUCAACAAAGAACAAGAGCAGGAAUCUUUAGUAAAGAAAAAAGUGAAAUUGGCUGCUAUGUUGAAAGAAAACGAACACGAAGGUGGAGAAGCAAUAUUUGGAUGUUUGGAACCAGAAGUUCAGGCUUAUCCAAUACCGGUAUUCAAAGUAAAACAGAUUUGUACUGAAAAUACCGGAGCCUCUGAGAAAAUUUAUUUCAUAGAUAAUGGAGGAAGGGUCUACAACGGAUUUGAGGAUUAUUUGGACAACAAUAGAUUACCAUUAUGUACCAUGGUUUAUCCCAAAGAUGGCAAAUAUCAAAUUGAUCAGCAAUUAUAUUCUGAAUCGAAUGUAGCAAAUGAAAACAAUGACAAUCGUGAGUCAGUGGUCUGGCUGGAGCAUAGACAAUCACCCGUUGAUAGUACUACGUCAAAAAUUUUGUCGGGAGGUGAUAUUGUCACUACAGUGGUGACUGUUGCUAGUAUGGGUGUUGCAAUUGCUUCAUUGUUUACUCCUAUUGGUCCUGCUGUCGCAGUAGCAAGUUCCAUAGGUGGUGGUGUAGGCGGUGCAUGGAGUUUUGGCAGAUCGACUCAACAUUUAAUUGACCGAGGUCUUCAUGACGAAUCGAUAAGUCCAACAGCUGAUAAAUCUACGUUCUCGGCUUGGAUGGGAAUUGCCGGUGGUGCUGUAGGUUUAGCAGCGACUGGUAGUUCGGCUCUCCUCUCACGAGCUGUACGAACAGGAACAACAGUCAGUAGAGCAGCAACGUUGACAUACGACGUGGUAUUGGUUGGUAAUUUGGUCGUAAAUGGUGUCGGCCUCAGUUUUAAAAGCUACGACAUUUAUACCGCGUACAAAGAAGGCAGAGAUGUUUCGGCAGUGGAUGUCGGCAUGCUCGUUGGCCACAUGUUCUUUUUCGGAAAUUCUGUAAUGAAUAUCCGGUUCGCUCGAACCAUCAUUGAAUCUUCACAAGCCCAACUGUUGAAAGAUUACGAAGCGAGUUUACGCAGCAAUCGACAUCGUAAGGAGUUCCAAAGAAUGGCUCGCAACACGAGAGCUGCCGGUACCAAUGACAUUUCCAGCAACGAGGAAAUCAUCCGAGGAAUCAACAAAAUUUCAAACAAGGAUGAUUUCUUUCAAGCCAUGGUGAGAAAUCGCAAAUCUUUAAGUGCUUCGAAUGCUAGAGCAGCUUUCUCCGAUGGCAAAGUCACUGUCAAUUCCAUCUUGACCAUCGAUCCCAUUGAAUUUGCAAAUUUACCGAGAGAAGUACGAACAGAGAUCAUUAGAAGCGUGGUCAAUCCUCAAACCGGGAGCAACAUCCAUUCACCCGAAGUCUCAAUACCCUCCGGUGGACUUGAUUCAGUGAUUUCUGGCUCGACACCCACUGGUUCGACUCAAACUCAGACUAAAGGUUCUGGUGGAACUAAACCGAUGAACCCAGGGCAACAAAAACCCAAAAACUCUGCUGGAAUCGAAGCGAAAAAAGCAGCUGACAAGCAGCCUAAAAAUUCUACUCCAGCCAAAGAAACUGUUCCAGCUGAAUCAAAAUCGAGCAACUCCGUUGGAGUUAAACGAAACAAUGUAGCUGGAACAGAGCCAAAAGAUUCUGGUACAGCCCAAAAUAAAAAUUCCAUGAAACCACCGUCUGCUAUUUCUCCUUCAGUUGAAGCGAACAAUUUUCCUGAAAUGACGUCCGAUACUUCGGCGAAACCAAUACUGCGAGCCACUCCAGAAGUUUCAACAAGUCAUUCAACGUCAACGAAGGCGAAUGCUUCCCCUGGAGUUCUGAAAAAGUCCGCCAACACCAAAUCGGAUGUUCCGACAGCAACAGAGCCCAAAGAUUCAACGAAAGUACUCAAGCCGGCCAGAACGGCUGCUGAAGUGAAAACAAAAGUUCGACCGAACGAAACGACUUACAAAAAUUUUGAAACACAGAACGGUUCGGUGCUCAAUGAAUUCUGUACAAGACACGCAAGCGCCUUGCUACAAACUGCCCCUCCGCAAAUAACCGAUUUUGCGAAUGUACUGAGCGAGCUUCGAUACAUACAAAAUUAUGUCAUUAUUUUUGGCAAAUUACUCGAGAUUGGCUACAAAAUAUUACAAAAUCUACCUCGUGACGAAGAAAUAGUACUGGGAAAUAUACUUAGUCUCAUAGUUGAAUUUUUAUGGAGUUAUCUCAAGGAAUGCAUAAGAUUUACAAAACCGGGAAUCCCGAUCGAUGAUCCUUUGAUUCGCAAAUGUUUGGACGGUGCUCUGCAAGAACUCUGGGUCAACGUAGAACAGAGAAUCGAAGUCUACGUCGAAGCCUUUAAAGAAUGGUUAAGAAAAACGUUUCCCCAAACAUUCAAAAUUCCCAAUUAACUCAAUUAUCGAAGCUCGUCAGAAUUUGUAGUAAUCUGCUCAAUAGUAGAAAUCAGAUGUACAAAGGCUUCAAAUUUUCCGAAUGCACGCGAAGAUCCUCGAAACUCAAUGGAUCGUGAAACUAGAAAGACUAAAAAUUCACCUAUCGCCUAACAAAGACAUAUCGAAAAACGUGUCCAAUCGUAGUAUCUUUUGAUAUAAUAAAAUUUGUAUUCCUGGUAUACAAAUAAUAUUGAAUUUUUUACAAAUUCUCUAAUUAUUGGUAAUUGGCACAUUUUUUUCUAUGAACUCACGAAACGCACGUACAAAUUAGUGAAUUGAAUAUUUGUUCGCGGUUCUAUUGGCACGAUGUAAAUAAUAGUAUUGACGGUUCGCUGAAAACAAAAGAUGUAAAAAACUAAUAUAGAAAAGAGCGAAACUCCAGUAUUUUUGAUAGUUCUAGCGACCACUUUAUAUUGUAACAUAUGUAAGUAAAAUAAAAAUUCUUCGAUCUUGGA